UUUUGUCUGACGUCAUCAUCGAAGGGAAAUUUUCGGAGAUUUUCCAGAAAUAUUUUUAUUUAAGUAAUUUUACUUUUGUAAAUGUGAGUUGGCAACAAUCCUAAAAAAAUAUUUGACGUAACCUAGGCUGAUUAAUUUACAAAAUUUUAAUAUUUUGAUUUACGAUGAAACUUUAUUGACUGACACGUUGACAUAUUGGUUAUGCUCUUAGUAUAUUAUUUAUGAGAUUAUGCGGAAAUAUCUUAUGAUUUGGUGAUUCCUAAAUUAUUGCCUCUGACUUUCUAGAUAAAAGUUUUAUUUUAUAUCGAAAUGGAUAUAUUAUAUCACAGAACUCAUGCCCUUAUGGAAGAAGUCCACCGGCAUUUCGGCCGUCUUCAACGCUGUCCUCAAGAUGAGUGUCACUUAAUUGAACAAGAGAUACAAUCCCUUUUAGCCACUAUCAAUGAUAAUUGUUCUAAAUUAGAUAUAUUAGUCAAUAAAGAGCUGCCACAUCGGCGGGUGUCAGCCAGGGUUCAGGCUGAUCAAUUGAAAUAUGAUUGUCGCCAUUAUCAAACCUCCUUACAGAAUGCCAUUCACAGACGAAUGGUACAGGAACAGGAAGCUCGUGAAAGAGAAGAACUUCUUACUAAAAAGUUCUCUACGAAUGAAGAGAAUACGGCUAUAAUGAUAGAUCAUUCCUUGCAGCAUAACUCAAGUUUGCAGAAUGCUCAUAGAGGAAUGGAUGAGCUAUUAGGAUCUGGUUCCAGUGUUUUGCAGAACUUGCGCGAGCAAAAGGUGUCUUUAAAAGGUGCUCACAAGAAAAUUUUAGACAUAGCAAAUACGUUAGGUAUGUCUAACACAGUUAUGAGGCUGAUAGAGAAGCGCGCCUAUCAAGAUAAAUAUGUUUUGUUUGGUGGAAUGUUUGUGACGUGUGUCAUCAUGUUUUUAGUCGUUAAAUACUUGACUUGACAAUAUUUUAUAUGCUCUUAAUUCUGUUAAAAGGACUAAGUGUUUAUGUGUAUAUUUUGAUCACAUUCUCAAAAACUUGCUAAGCUUUCUUAAAAGUUCUCUAUGAAUGAAGAGAAGUACCAAUAGUGAAAAAUAUUCUGUUGCAUAAUUUUUUUGCACGUAUAUGUAUUUUAUUUAGUUCUUAUAAAAUUAAUUUUAAUAAAGUGAUAUUUAUUCAUUGA
This is a messenger RNA of Parasteatoda tepidariorum (common house spider), 1169 nucleotides long. It is a transcript of the gene Membrin, whose product is annotated as golgi SNAP receptor complex member 2. Gene Ontology annotation, biological process: vesicle-mediated transport; vesicle fusion. Lineage: Eukaryota; Metazoa; Arthropoda; Arachnida; Araneae; Theridiidae. The record is from RefSeq and is a predicted model, not a curated record. Gene Ontology annotation, cellular component: endoplasmic reticulum membrane; ER to Golgi transport vesicle membrane; Golgi apparatus. Gene Ontology annotation, molecular function: SNAP receptor activity; SNARE binding.